This is a messenger RNA of Mercenaria mercenaria, 2602 nucleotides long. RefSeq names its product GRAM domain-containing protein 4-like. The record is from RefSeq and is a predicted model, not a curated record. Gene Ontology annotation, biological process: negative regulation of toll-like receptor 9 signaling pathway; apoptotic process. The transcript is spliced from 19 exons. Bases 162 to 1991 code for a protein of 609 amino acids. NCBI's taxonomy places the organism in Eukaryota, Metazoa, Mollusca, Bivalvia, Venerida, Veneridae.
UCGGACAGUCUCGUGACUAUAUCUCGAACUGUUACAAUCUGUUAAUUUCAGAAAUGUCACACAAUUUAUGACUCUUAAAAGAUUGUAUUAAGCCCACUCCAAAAGGAAGGCAUCUUGUCAACUUAAGUACUUUUUGCACAGAAACUGCAAACUUGACCACAAUGAGUUUUACUCACCUGCGAUCCAGAAUUCAUAGAAAGAAAGAAAAACAUUUAGAUAGGAGACCAUCACCAGCACCAGUACUGGAAGACAAGUUUUAUGACAUAUCUGACACAGUGAGUAUGUGUGACAGUAUAUCGUCUAAAUUCACAGAUGAUGAUGAGAAAAAUGCAUAUGAGGAACACUUAGCUCAGAUACAGGAGCAGCUUGUGUCGGUGAUGAUUGAAAAACAGAAUCUAGAACAAGAACUGAAACAGUAUAAAGAAAAUGUUUCCAAUGAAAAGUUAAGAGAAGAGCUGGAGUCAGAAAAGAAGAGAAAUAAAUCACUUCAGGACCAGCUAAAGAAAAGAUCACCAAAAAUUACAGGAGACUCUAAACAGAAAGUUGAAAGAACAACAAAAUUAAAAGAACAUGCUGAAGAAAGGCAAGUUGAGUUAACGGCUGAUAGCCAAACUGAGCAGCCUCGGUCCAGAUAUGACAGGUUCUUUGAACGUACAUUUGAGGUUGUUUAUGAUGUUUUAGAGGACUUUAAUGAUAUGACCCGGCCAGAAGAUAAGAAGGGUCCACCUGAUGAGCCACUCAGUGUGAAGAGAUUAAAGGAAAACAUUAAACGGUUCAGAAAAGCAGUGAAGCCUAUUACAGAUUCAUGGAAAGGUUUACACAAUAUGUUCAACUGGAAGAAUCGUUCAUACACUCUGUUUGUCUUUCUUAUACAUAUGUACAGUGUGUGGAAGGGAUGGUUUCUGCCUCUUCUGUUCUUUCUUGGUGCAGUUAGAAUGGUUGUCAACUUUUUACAUUUUAAAGGAUACAAGUUCCACUUUGCUUAUUUAGAUCCUGGGGAACCUGAAAAGGAGACAGAUGACAGUCUUGGUUUGUCAGAUAAAUUCAAUCUGGUACUGCUAGUGGCUACCAAAGUCCAGAAUGGCCUAGGUUCAGCUGCUGACAGUCUGGAAAAAGUUAAAAAUUUAUUAACAUGGAGACACCAGCAAGGUUCAAAGUUAGUGCUGAAAAUGAUGUGUGUUGGUUUUGUGGCAUCUGCUGUUUUACCUACCUCAAUCCUUUGGAAGUUCAUAGGUUUAGGGCUUGGGAUCAAGAUAUUUAUAGUUAACUAUAUCUACAACAGAUAUCCGAGGAUCAGGAAGAGAUAUGACUCCAAUUAUAGACUCUGGCUUACAUUGCCUACUGAUGCUGAAUGUGAUAGAAACUUUGUGAAAGCUGAAAUGGAUAAGUAUAUAGUAGUACCGAGAACAGACAGUGAACUGGAAAGAACUUUGCAGGAUCAGUCCUCAGAUUCCGACUCGAGUGAAGAUGAGGACAGUGCUGAGUUCAGGCAGGUGUUUUCCCUACCUGUUACAGAAUGUCCACAGAGAGGAUGGUUAAAAGGAAGGAGGUGUGUUUUGAUAGGAAAGGACAAAUCAAUAAUAAACCUGUUGUCAAAGAAAAGAGGAAAACUUUUUAUUACAAAUAGCUUUCUGUGUUUUGAGAGGGAAAAAACACCGUCUCCUAGGAAUAUUGUGAUACCACUGCAAGAUAUAUUGAAAGUGGAGAAGGUUAAAAUAUACCAGCGAAUGCCAGGUAGAGGAGCGGCAAUUCAAAUAUUGAUAAGCAGUGAAGGGAAGGAAAAAGUCCUUGUAUUUGGUGGAAUCAUUGGUCGUGAAGAUGUUGUCAAGACUAUAAAGCAGUCUAUUGAAAAGGUGAAACAAGAGAGACAGUCAGGUCGAAAGUCAUGUGACAGCAUCAGCAGACGGUCAACAUCCUCUUUAGAAAGUUCAUCUUCAAAAAUACAGAACUUCACAUUCGGUGCUUAUUACGAGGACUCUGAUUCUAAUUGAUGUGUUAUUUUAUUUCACGUUUUUGAAAGUCAGACGUGAUAUCAAGGGAGGGAAGGUUAAACCGGUGAUAGAAGGGAUGGAAGGUCUGGCACAGUGAUAUUUUGUACUUGUAUUUUGUCAGAUUUCAUGAAGUUAAUAUAAAUGUGAAUGUGAUGAUAUAUGCAAAAUUAUUAUUCCUCUUGGGUACAUUGGUCAGUAUUAUUGUACAAUAGUGAAAUCAGAUUUUGAACUGCCCUUUGGCAACACUCAUCCAAAAGAUAUAAGUUUGUAAAUUGAUUCUUGGUGUGUUGAAGGGCUUAGAAAUGUAUUUUUAUCGUAUUGUGAUGUUUUCUAACUUCGAAAAAAAUUUGGUACUAUAUCUUGACCAUACAUUGCCCUUGUUCUUCAGAAAAAUUGUAUAUUUACUUUUGAUGCUAAAACUUCAAUUUGUGCAUUUUAAGGUGGUACUUCCUUCCAUCAUCUGCAGAAAUACUGAAUAAGAUAGCUAUUUAGAAAGGUGCUAAAAAUCAUGAGAAAAUCCAGAACUUGGAUUGAUUGGAAUGGCUUUAAUAAAAAAAAAAAACAGUAGGUAUUGAAGUAGUUAUAUCAGUGACCUUUUUCCUGUUUCAAAU